Molecule: messenger RNA, 357 nt
Organism: Penicillium subrubescens
Lineage: Eukaryota; Fungi; Ascomycota; Eurotiomycetes; Eurotiales; Aspergillaceae
Product: cytochrome P450
Exons: 2
Source: RefSeq, a predicted model, not a curated record
AGUGAUAAUGGUUAUAAGACGAUUCUCUCACCAAAUUACGCAAGUGAGAUUAGCAGAAUACCCGGUCUCAGUCUCAGCAAAACGAUAGUCCAAGAAGUUCACAGUUCACUCAAGGCCUUUGAUCCAUUUCUUCAACUCGAUUCUGGGAAUGAAAUUUUCCAAGAUGCGGUGCACAUGAGAUUGACACAGGCUCUGGGCGUUACUUACGAGCUCUUCGUAGGCGGCGUUACAAAGCCUCUGUCGGAUGAGGCUUCCAUUGCCCUUCUCAAGGUUUGGACCGACGAGGAUGGCAUUUUAAAUUUACCAUCCUCUUCGAAAUAUUUCCAAUGGCCUGACGACUUAUCUAGAGUGGCAUGA